Molecule: messenger RNA, 732 nt
Organism: Camellia sinensis
Lineage: Eukaryota; Viridiplantae; Streptophyta; Magnoliopsida; Ericales; Theaceae
Source: RefSeq, a predicted model, not a curated record
AUGAAAUUUUUUGAUGUCAACAAGAUGACAUAUAUGUACGCACCCAUAGAAAUUCCCUUAAAUAUCAGCCUUCCAUGGACUUCUAUCUAUUACUUCAACAUGAAUAUUACAAACAAAAGUGUAAAUACAGAAUAUAAGUGGAUCUUGAAUAUCUUCACUGUCAUUGAUCUUUCAAGCAACAAAUUUGAAGGGGUGAUUCCAAAAUUUAUUGGAAACCUUAAGGGGCUUCAGGUGCUCAACCUUUCCAACAAUGACCUUAAUUGUGGAAUCCCAUCAUGCUUGGGGAACCUAACAAACCUUGAAUUUUUGGACCUUUCUCAAAACAAGCUCUCAGGAGAAAUCCCUCAGCAACUAGCACUUCUCACUUUCCUUGAAUUUUUAAAUGUGUCAAAUAACAAUCUCACUGGACCCAUUCCACAUGGGAAGCAAUUAAACACAUUUGAGAACAAUUCCUGUGAGGGGAAUUUAGGAUUCUGUGGAGACCCUUUGUCAAGGAAAUGUGGAAAGCCAGAGGCACCACCAUUGAACUUCAAAGAAGAUAAUGAUUCAAUGUUCCCAAGUACAGUUGAUUGGAUUGUCAUAUGCAUGGGAUAUGUGAGUGGGAUAGUGGUUGGGAUAGUUAUUGGGCACACAAUAACGACAAGGGAUCAUGAAUGGUUCAUCGAGACCUUUGGAAGGAAGCAACACAAGCCGAGAAGACAGAAAAGGAGGGAACAUGGAAACCGAAGUUGA